Molecule: messenger RNA, 159 nt
Organism: Beauveria bassiana ARSEF 2860
Lineage: Eukaryota; Fungi; Ascomycota; Sordariomycetes; Hypocreales; Cordycipitaceae
Exons: 2
Coding region: 1-159 (52 amino acids)
Source: RefSeq, a predicted model, not a curated record
AUGCGUCGUUCAAAAGGCUUUCGCAGCGCAUCAGAGAUUACGGCAGGUAGAGAGACGCUAAUGAAGCAUGCAUGGUGUAUUUGGUCAUUGCAGGAGUCGCUUUUUAUUCCCAGAAAGGGGCCUAAGGCGGCUCUCAAUAUAGGAUCUGUGGCUAACUAA